AUGACGGGGGCCUUUGAAGUCUACGCGUACAUUGUCAGCGCCGGUGUCUUUGGCAUCUUGUUCGCCGCGUAUCUGUUCUGGGAAGUGUCGAAGAUCAAAGUCACGCGGCGUGGCGAUGGCUACGCGCUCUUGUCGUCGGACACGCGCCACCAAACCGCCGACCGCUUGUUUGAGAUCUACUGCGCCAUCCAGGAAGGCGCCCGCGCCUUUCUCCUCGCAGAGUACACGCUGUGCAUCGCGUUCCUCGUGGUCUUUGGCGCUGUCGUGCUCGUGCUCACGUCGUUCACGAACAAGGAUGGCAAGCAGUUUGACUGGCUCUUUGGCAUGCUCAACGCCACGGCGUUUGCUGUCGGAGGCCUCACGUCCAUGGCUGCAGGGUACAUGGGCAUGAUGGUGGCUGUCUAUUCGAACGCGCGGACGACGGUCUCGGCCAUGAAAGAAGGAGCUCGGGGAUGGCGCGAGUCGUUCAACACGGCGUUCCGAGCGGGUGCCGUCAUGGGCUUUGGCCUGAGCUCGAUCGCUCUGCUCGUGCUGUUUGUCCUGAUCAAGGUCUUUGAGACGCAGUACCCCUUGUCCACGGACUACAAGAAGCUGUUUGAAGCCAUUUCUGGCUAUGGUCUCGGCGGGUCGUCGAUUGCCAUGUUUGGACGUGUGGGAGGAGGCAUUUACACGAAAGCAGCUGAUGUGGGUGCGGACUUGGCGGGUAAAGUCGUUGAGAACAUCCCGGAAGAUGACCCACGGAAUCCUGCCACCAUUGCGGAUAACGUCGGGGAUAAUGUCGGUGAUGUCGCGGGUAUGGGCUCGGAUCUCUUUGGGUCGCUGGCUGAAGCUACGUGUGCGUGUCUGGUGAUUUCAACGCAAAGUCCGGAGAUUAUUGCAGCGGGAUGGCCUGCUGUGCUGUUUCCACUGGUGAUUACGGCUACGGGCAUCUUUGUGUCGGCGAUAGUGAGCUUCCUUGCGACGAACGUGUGGCCAGUGAAGAAGGAGAAGGACGUGGAGACAGUCUUGAAGGUGCAACUGUUUGCGUCGACGCUGCUUAUGACUGUGCUAGUGAUUCCGGUAGCAAUGUGGCUGCUGCCGUCGUCGUUCUCGAUUGGCGGGUCGUACUCGGUGACCCCAAUUCGUGCCUUUUACUGCGUUGCGGUCGGGCUGUGGGGUGGCUGCAUUGUCGGCUUUGUGACUGAGUACUUUACGUCACACAGCUACCAGCCUGUCCGCGAGGUGGCCCAGGCGUGUGAGACAGGUGCUGCGACGAACAUUAUUUACGGCCUUGCUCUUGGCUACAAGUCGGCGAUCAUUCCGAUUACGAUCAUCUCACUCGCUGUGUACGUUGGCUUUUCGACCGCUGGUAUGUAUGGCGUUGCGCUUGCUGCUCUUGGCUUUCUGGGUACGCUUGCCACGUGUCUGGCUAUUGACGUGUACGGUCCAAUUUGUGACAAUGCUGGUGGGAUUGCCGAGAUGGCUGAACUACCUGCUGAGGUGCGCGACAAGACGGAUGCCCUUGACGCUGCCGGUAACACGACGGCGGCUAUUGGCAAAGGGUUCGCCAUUGGGUCCGCUGCUUUGGUUUCGUUGGCUUUGUUUGGUGGCUUUGUGACCCGUAUUGAGGAGACGUCCAUCAACAUCCUGUCGCCUAUCACGUUCGCAGGACUGUUCAUGGGUGCGAUGCUGCCGUACUGGUUCACGGCCAUGACGAUGAAGUCGGUUGGCGUUGCUGCUAUGGAAAUGGUGAAGGAGGUCAAACACCAGUUUGCUACGAUCCCUGGUCUGCUCGAGGGUCUACCCGGCCACGGUCCUCCGGACCACGCUCGCUGCAUCAAGAUCUCUACCGACGCUUCGUUGCGUGAGAUGAUCCCGCCUGGACUUCUCGUCAUGCUGUCGCCCAUCAUUGCCGGCACGUUUUUUGGUGUACACGCUGUUUCAGGUCUGCUUGUUGGUAGCUUGACUUCGGGUGUGCAGCUUGCGAUUUCGCAGUCGAACACGGGUGGCGCCUGGGAUAACGCGAAGAAGUUUGUGGAGAAGGGCUGUGUGUCGAUUGAGGACAAGGAGGGGAAGCUCAUUGUGCAAGGUAAAGGCAGUGCUAUUCACAAGGCUGCGGUCAUCGGCGACACUGUGGGUGACCCGCUGAAGGAUACUUCCGGUCCGGCCCUCAACAUCUUGAUGAAGCUCAUGGCCAUCAUCUCGCUGGUGUUCGGCGACUUUUUCAAGAGCAUCAACGAUGGUCGUGGUCUGCUGAACGUGCCUACUGGGGCUGUUGCGGAGGUUGUUGCCGCCGUUCCCGUUGCGGUGGUUGCCGCCGGUCCCCCGAUGUAA
This is a messenger RNA of Peronospora matthiolae, 2313 nucleotides long. NCBI's taxonomy places the organism in Eukaryota, Oomycota, Peronosporomycetes, Peronosporales, Peronosporaceae. The record is from the annotation of a GenBank genome assembly.